CUCUCAAGUUAUAUGUUAUCAGUAGUUUUUAUAUUCAGUUUAGGGUUAUAAACUAAUUAACAAAACAUUGUUUAGUAACGUGGAAAAGGAAAGAGAUAGGCCGACCAAAUACGGGCGGUGGAUCGGCCUUAUCUGUUUCCUAUAAAACAAGCCUAGUCGAGUCUUUGUUUCUAGCUUAGGGUUUGGUUUCAGAGGAAGGAAAGAACGAACGAACGCAAAUCAAAUCGAAGAGGGUUGGAUGGAUCGUGACAGCAAUGAUGGACGUAUUCCCUUAAGCAGCCUUUCCUGCUACAAAGAAAUGUGUAGGCUUGCUGAUAAGGAUUGUCACUUUUCCACAAUUCGACGCCCUCCCCUUUUGUUCAGAGACGUGUACGAGAUGGUGAAUGAUCCUUCAACUGAUUCAGUUGUCUCCUGGGGUGAUAGCGGCAAGAGCUUCAUCGUCUGGAAGGAAUCUGAGUUCCUCGGAGAUGUUCUUCCUAGGUGCUUAUCCUAUGAUUACAAAGAUAUGACAUCUUUCACCACCAAGUUUCAUGCCCUCGGCUAUAAUAAAGUUGAAGAAUCUGUGCAUUGGGAAUACACAGCCAAUUAUUUGGUGAGAGGACAGCCUCCCUCCCCUAAGGAUCCAUCCCCAUGUACUUCUGCUGAUCUUUUGACGAUGGUUACUCCAGAAUAUGCCAAAAUCUACGAGUGGUCCUUUGCUUACAUUAAGGAUCGCAAACAAUAAGCUCUGUUGGUUCUGUUCAAUGGAGUUGCUUUGCUCUCGUUGUUUUCUUAAUCGUAUUUUAUCGUCCUGUUUGAAAACAUUGGGUUUGGUCUCUCUCUCCUUUUCUUUUAACUUAUGGUUGUAAGAUAAAAGAUGUUUGCAUUUUAAUAAAAGGUAGAUCAUUAUGAUCUUUUGGUUC
This is a messenger RNA of Raphanus sativus (radish), 902 nucleotides long. Its product is annotated as heat stress transcription factor A-4a. Gene Ontology annotation, molecular function: RNA polymerase II cis-regulatory region sequence-specific DNA binding; DNA-binding transcription factor activity. Gene Ontology annotation, biological process: regulation of transcription by RNA polymerase II. Bases 239 to 724 code for a protein of 161 amino acids. The transcript is spliced from 2 exons. The record is from RefSeq and is a predicted model, not a curated record. Gene Ontology annotation, cellular component: nucleus. NCBI's taxonomy places the organism in Eukaryota, Viridiplantae, Streptophyta, Magnoliopsida, Brassicales, Brassicaceae.